This is a messenger RNA of Colius striatus (speckled mousebird), 1290 nucleotides long. It is a transcript of the gene C1QTNF5, whose product is annotated as C1q and TNF related 5. Bases 130 to 861 code for a protein of 243 amino acids. The transcript is spliced from 3 exons. Gene Ontology annotation, molecular function: protein binding. The record is from RefSeq and is a predicted model, not a curated record. Lineage: Eukaryota; Metazoa; Chordata; Aves; Coliiformes; Coliidae.
CCUCUCCUAGGGCCUUCGUCAGCGUGAAGUGGUCAGGAAGAGCCGCAGCCCUUUCACGGCGAAGAGCAGCGGGGCAGGAGCCGCGGGACCGCAGCGGGAGGGGCGACCAGCCCAUCCACGGCAGACGAGAUGAAACAGCUCUUCCUCCUCUUCCUCCUCGGGUUCGUCACCAGCUCCCUCCAGAUCGAAGACAACAAAAUCCCUGGCCUGUGCUCAGGACAGCCGGGCAUCCCAGGAACCCCGGGCCUCCAUGGGGGCCAGGGUCUGCCAGGCAGAGAUGGACGAGAUGGCCGGGAUGGGGCAAUGGGGAUGCCAGGGGAGAAGGGCGAGAUGGGCCCUCCGGGAGCACCCGGCCCCCGCGGGGAGGUGGGCAGCCCCGGCAGGGAUGGCAUGCAUGGUGAGAAGGGGGCGCAGGGUGAGUGCGCUGUAGCCCCGCGCUCCGCCUUCAGUGCCAAGCGCUCCGAGUCCCGCAGCCCACCACUGCCUGACCAGCCCAUCCGCUUCGACGUGGUGCUCAUCAACGAACAGGGCCACUACGACCCCGCCACGGGCAAGUUCACCUGCGAGGUGCCAGGUCUCUACUACUUCGCCGUCCACGCCACCGUUUACCGCACCAGCCUCCAGUUCGACAUCAUGAAGAACGGCCAGUCCAUUGCUUCCUUCUUCCAGUACUAUGGGAACUGGCCCAAGCCCACCUCGCUCUCGGGGGGAACCCUGGUCCGCCUGGAGCCUGAGGAUGAGGUGUGGGUGCAGGUGGGCGUGGGGGACUACAUCGGCUUCUACGCCAGCGUCAAGACAGACAGCACCUUCACCGGCUUCCUCGUCUACUCCUACUGGCAGAACUCUGCUGUCUUUGCCUGAGCUCAGCCUCGGCUGCAGUCGGGGACAGGGCGCUGGCUCCUUCCCAGAGCCAGGAGCUGGGAAGCCUCAGCCCCACUCCACUGCUGCCCAGCACAGAGCAGGAACGGGGGGUGUUGGGGAGCACCCCUCCGGCAGUGCUGCAUAAGAGCUAAGUAUUCCCCCGGGUGCCCGGCACCGGGGCACGAUGCAACAGCCGUGUUGUCAUCCGUUCCUCGCCACAGCCGCCUCGGCACGCAGCAUCCCCGCAGCCUGGCACCCUGGCCCGUGCUGCCAGCUUCGCCCCACGCUCCGAGCCAUCUCGGGCUGCCCGGCCGCUGGCUCGGCCAGGAGCCCGUCCCGCUGCCACCCUGGGCUAACAGUUGCCCUUCCCUUCACCCUCCUCUGCGCCUCCUUCCCCCUCAAUAACGGGGUCCUCCACCAUACCCUCAA